Rhizophagus irregularis DAOM 181602=DAOM 197198 is the source of this 240-nucleotide messenger RNA. The record is from RefSeq and is a predicted model, not a curated record. NCBI's taxonomy places the organism in Eukaryota, Fungi, Glomeromycota, Glomeromycetes, Glomerales, Glomeraceae.
UCUGAACAAGAAGCAAAUCGUGUUAGAACUGAAGAAUUAAGAGAACGAUUACGCCAAAGUAAAGAUCAAGCUAUUGAAAAACAAAAUGAAUUAUUCCAGAGACAACUUUCUGAACAAAUUGCAGCGAAUGAAAGACAACACUCUCAAAUGUUAGAGCAAAUGCGGAGAGACAAUGAGAGUUUGAGGAGUGCAAUAAAUAAUUCAAACAGGGACAGGGGUUCUCGUUGUGUAAUUUCAUAA